Messenger RNA from Acanthaster planci (crown-of-thorns starfish), 1006 nucleotides. RefSeq names its product NADH:ubiquinone oxidoreductase subunit A2 (gene ndufa2). Gene Ontology annotation, cellular component: respiratory chain complex I. NCBI's taxonomy places the organism in Eukaryota, Metazoa, Echinodermata, Asteroidea, Valvatida, Acanthasteridae. The record is from RefSeq and is a predicted model, not a curated record.
GGGGCAGUUAAUUUUAGAACAGAGUGACCGGCCGGUAACCGGUAUACGGUACGCAGAUACGCUGCAUAGACCGAAGUGCGAAAUGGCGUCUGCUGCUGCCGUACGAAGACUGCCUCAACAUUUGAAGGAACUUAGAAUUCAUUUGUGCCAACGCUCUCCUUCGAGUCAAGGUGUCAGGGAAUGGGUUGAGACUCACUAUGUGGAUAUGAAGAAAGCAAAUCCAAAGUUCCCGUUUCUUAUCAGAGAAUGCAGUGGAAUACAACCCAAGAUCUAUGCUAGAUAUGCAUUUGGCCGAGAGGUCAGCACACCGCUUGCCAACUUCACCAGCCAGCAAGUUGUGGAUACACUAAACACGUUAGCCGACACAGAGCCCUGAAAGAUACUACUAGAUGUCACAGUUUCCUCUGACAAGAGUCAACUUUGUUUUCUUAUAAGACAUGUAAAAAGCAGAAAAGAUGCACGCAUACCGGUGCUUUGCCACUAGUCAGCUAGUGGACUCCAUUUCAUCCAUUGUAAGUGGGCAAAGAGCAACCUUCACUGUGUUCUUGAGAGCUGACAGGGAUCCUUGAAGAAUGAGUCUGUUUAUGUUCAUCAUUCAGUCUCCACUGUGCAGUCAUCUCCAAUGUACUGUACAUGUGUUUCACAUUAAUUUGAAAAUCUACAUGACCUGUUAAAAGGGUUGGAAAGUGUAUACUGCUUUCAGAAGAAAAAAGAGACCUUUUAAUACAUUUAAUUCGAUGAGAUUGACUAGAAUUAUAGAACUUGAUUAUAACAGAAAGGAAAAAUUGGGAAUUAUGUAGAGGUUGUUGGGAAAGUUUGUAGGCACAAUUUUAGAAGUUUGAAUGCCAUUGUGAUUGAAGUUUGCAGUGUUCAACAAAACUACCCACUGUACCGUGUGUCCUGAAGUUUUCACAUCAAACACAAAAGUUUUCUUACUAGUAAAUGUAAUUUGUGAGAAAUUUAAAUGUUAAUUAAAAAAAGUUGAAUGUUUACUUGAAAACGGUAA